AUGACAAGGCUCCGCGGAGCUUCACUUGAAUCCCCCGACACGAAGCGACACGGCAGCGCUGAGCGACCCCAGUUCUGUCGGUCCAAGAUUCCCCCAAAUGCACCGGAUGUCGUUGUACAGAAUACAGUCGAAGUAUCGGACCCAUCCCAGGUCCUCCCAUGGUACCGAGAUGAACGCAGACGGCGCUUCAAUAUACUAGUACGAAGAUACAAAAAUCAGUUAUUGCAUGGAUGUGAUGAUCCCGGAUGUCGUACUACCACCUGUGCCAGCCGUCGCCGACGAGUAAGCGAAGGUCCGUACCGCCGCUAUACGGAACUCAGCGCCCGAACUCUUGCCUGUUACCUCGCCAGUCUAGAUGACGCGGACAGUGGACUAUGUUGCAACAACCCGAGAUAUUCCUCUGAAUUGACAAUUAAUGAUUAUCACCGCAUUUCGUUACAGCGAUCCCGUACGUUCCAAGCCCAGACUGCUGCAGCUGCCACUACCGAGUCGGGCAGGCUCCCGCAAGGUGACCAGGGUCAACUUACCGAAGACGCGGUCAAGGAUACUUUGUGCACCUCGCAGGAAGAUGGAAUGACUAUAGAAGGUCAUACAGAUGGCCUGGAAUCAAAUCUCGGCGCAGCAACAGACAACUACUACUGGCAGGACCUUGACUACGCGGUUGAGCAACCGCUCAAAGAUCCGAAAUCCUUCACCCAAAACCUCUUCGACACAAUAUCAUUACGUAUGGUUGAAUGGCUUCCACUUCGUCGAGCGCCCGAAUCCUUCCAGUCAAAGAAAAAGCCUUCAGGUUCACUACCCGAGAGCACACCUACAACCUCCGACAAACGACGACGUCAUCAAGAAAUGGAGGCCGAGAAGCGGCACCCAAUUAAAGACGAAUCCACUGUCUCUCAUUCACAUAAUGUACAGCCUCGUACUCCAUCUUCACGGAAUGUCGGGACUCAGCCAGCCGCAGUCGAGCUUAAAUUCCAGAACCAGCAUGUCAAACGACUAUCACUCACCGAGGUCGAAAAUUGGCGGCAGUCAUCAUGGCACAGCCUAGACGAGAAAAAGCGACCCGAGCUCAAAAAUAAGCAAAUACCCGUGGGUAACCAUAUAACGUCGAAUGAGUUUGCAAGUCUUCCUUCGCCCCCAGCUUUGAAACAUCGACCGCAAAAGCAUCGUGGAAGAAUCGACAGCUUGGACAAUACACGCCCGAAAGAAAGGUCCAAGGCCCAAAGGAGAGUUUCUUGGGACAGCGAGAAGAUCUUGCAUGAGCCUUUGCUCCAAGAGUCUCCGAAUUAUCCCAAGCCUCCUCCGCCAAAGCCCCAGGUCGAUAUUGAUUCUCCGAGUGAUCGCAAAUCCAAAAACAGCUCUCUUCGGAGCACUCGUGACCUGGGUCCUCUGGCCCAGACUGUCACUCAUCUGAAUCCAGAGAUAAUCAGCGGUCUCGCGAGGGUCAUGAUUGAGUCAGAGGAGGAUGCAGAAACCUGGAGAGAGGAGCUCGAUAGAAUCCAGUCGAUGGGAAGCUUCGAUAAUCCCGAUUGGCGAUUCGCCACACCUCGUCAACGUCAGGUAUUUCCCUUCAUUGCCCAAAGUGUCUUCUUUGUCUUCAGCAAUGCGAAACAGAUGCUGCUAUCAUUUGGUAAAGAUUCAACGGGCCCGAAUGGACUAUCAGAGACAAAAGCAGACAGCCGUCUGGACGUUCCCAAUCUUCGAGGCUCUUUACAGCGCCUGUUCACCAUCUGCCCAUGGGACGUUGCAUUGCAUAGCUUAUGGUCCGGUCUCGAUAAAAUGUUUCUGCCCCCAGAUGAAUUCACUUCAUCGACCAGAGCUUCGCGUCGCUCAUCCCGCAGUUCCACCAUGACUAGUUCUGCCGCUCCUCCCCCAGCAAUACGAAGGUUGUCAGAGUCCGCACCCGAUGGGCACCUGUCGGACGCCGAUGCUGCUUACGUUGCUACGAUUGCCUUUUUCGUUCUAGUUAGCUCUGUCCCAGACCUCGAUUCGCAGACCUGGCGAGGGAUUCUGCGAAUGCGUGCUGCAGGGACUGUUGCAUCGUCAGCGGACAUGCAGAAGCUGUCCCCCAAACAUGCCCAACAAGCUGUUGAGGCAACUGAUAGACUUGAGCAUGAACUGGGUCUCCGAUUGGUCAACCGCCUUGUCCGUGCUCUUACCGCGCGACUUGCGUAUCAUGAAAUUUCUAAAGCACGCCAAGCCUACUCACUUGAUCUACCGAAGCAACGGAAAGGCGGCGUAUUAGAUCGUAUCAUUGACAAUCUCACCGAUCAUUAUGACCUUCAGCAUGACGCGGCUGAUGCACAUUCAUCACCUCAGCCCACUGGUCCUGCCCAUUUGAUUUUUGAGUGGCUUCGAACACUCUUCUUACGGGAAUGGGAUGGCAACCCGGAGAUGGCACGCAGUAGUGCUGCUGGUGGCGCUAUACAGAUUAUGGCCAUGAUGUACAAGGAACGAAACCGAUUGGGGUUAACCCCCGAGGACUUCCAAACACCAAUUCUCGCUGAGCGGCUGGACCCUCUUGAGAUGCCUGUCGCGUGGGUGGGCAGCCUUUCAAACAAUCGCACUAUGCAUGUCUUGUCAUACCCUUUCCUUUUCCCUCCAUCAUCCCUGGUUAUAUACUUCCGCGCUCUCAAUCAUUCCGCCAUGACCAAGUACUUUGAGGCCGCCAUGACCACAACCAGGCAUGUCACUCAGACUGCGUUUGGCAAUAUCCAUGUCACCAACGAUGCUGCACUCCUGGCUCGCAUGAAAGUUUCCAUGUCUACAUACCUCGUUAUUUCCGUCAGGCGUGAUAACGUUUUGACAGAUGCUCUUAACCAGCUCUGGCGGCGAGAAAGACGUGAGCUGAUGCGCCCUCUUAAGGUCCAGAUGGGAAUGGAUGAGGGUGAAGAAGGGUUGGAUCAUGGCGGAGUGCAACAAGAGUUCUUCCGCGUGCUCAUGGCGGAAGCGCUCGAUCCAGCCUAUGGCAUGUUCACCAUGGAUAGCCGACACCGUAUCUCCUGGUUCCGGCCCUGCUCUCAUGAGCCGCUCUACAAGUUUGAGCUCCUCGGCUUGCUGAUUUCUAUUGCUGUCUACAACGGUCUCACUCUCCCAAUCAACUUCCCUGUUGCCUUCUAUCGAAAGCUGCUAGGCCUCAAGGUGAAACACUUGGACCAUAUAAAGGACGGUUGGCCUGAACUUGCUCAGGGUCUCAGCUCACUCCUUGAAUGGAAGGACGGUGAUGUUGGCGAAGUAUUUGUGCGCACCUAUGAGUUCAGUUUUGAGUCGUUUGGUCAGGUUGAGACCAUUGAUAUGCAGAAGUUUGGUCGGGAUGCAACAUGGCCUGUUUCCAGCAGCCAUGCUACCGCGUUAUCUAAGGUGCCCUCUUCCGAUAAGGCGACUUUGAGCCCUCCUUCACCUACGACAGCUGAAACGACCGAGGAGACUACGAUGCCCAAGCCCGAAUCGUUGUCAACGCAGUCUCCGACCCCUGCAAGCGAGGAAGCCGCUCUUGUGACAAACGAUAAUCGGCAAAAAUUCGUCAAGGAUUAUAUUUUCUGGCUCACUGACAAAUCGGUUCGACCGCAGUUUGAAGCCUUUCUUCGAGGCUUCCAAACUUGUCUUGAUCGGUCGGCUUUGUCUAUAUUUAACCCCGAGGCGCUGAAGACAGUCGUCGAGGGUCUCCACGAAAUCGACAUUAAGGAGCUAGAAAACCAUGCCCGCUACGAGGGCGGGUUCGGACCCGACCAUCGCGUCAUCCGAGACUUCUGGAGCAUUGUCCAGCAGUACUCACCCGAGAAGAAGGCACAACUUUUGGAAUUUGUCACUGCCAGUGACCGAAUCCCAGUCAAUGGAAUCCCCAGCAUCAUGUUCGUCAUUCAAAAGAACGGCGUGGGCGAUGUGCGUCUUCCGACCAGCUUGACGUGUUUCGGUCGUCUAUUGUUACCGGAGUAUUCAUGUAAAAAGGCCCUCGCUGAGAAGCUUGAUAAGGCACUUGAAAACGCGCGAGGAUUCGGCGUUGCGUAG
This is a messenger RNA of Penicillium atrosanguineum, 4005 nucleotides long. Its product is annotated as HECT domain protein. The record is from RefSeq and is a predicted model, not a curated record. The transcript is spliced from 3 exons. Gene Ontology annotation, molecular function: ubiquitin-protein transferase activity. Bases 1 to 4005 code for a protein of 1334 amino acids. NCBI's taxonomy places the organism in Eukaryota, Fungi, Ascomycota, Eurotiomycetes, Eurotiales, Aspergillaceae.